CGUACCUGGACAGGGCUUUCAGUCAUUCAUCUUAACCAGGCGUCACCCACUAUCGACUGCCUAGUCCAGUUAAUCUCAGUCGCAUCCUCUCCUAUGGCUCACUGUGAACCUCCAAACAGUUCUUACCGUUCCCAUUUGCGAUGAAACAAGGGGAGAACACUGUUUCUGCCAGUCACAGCUCAUCCUUCCAAACGCCGGACAAGCCCACUUCAGGCGCACGCCUUUCAACAACAGCAAACGCAGCAAAUGGGCAGCUCAAAUGUGACCUCUCAUCGUCUUCCUCGCUUUCUGAAAGGUUGUAUAAGAGAAAACCUUUACCUAGCACACUAGACCAGACCACUCUUACACAGAUCGACUUUGUGACGCCCACACCACAGCCAUCUCGAUCGGACGAAAGCCUUCAGUAUCUCGAUGGAAAGCAGCCGCAGCCGGGUCAGCGGAAUGGCCGAGAAGUGAUAGACCUCGAUGACGAUUCCAACAACGAUGGCGAUCUCCGGCUACCCUCUGGCCGCCAGUCUCGUCGAGCCCGUGGCGUCAGGUUCGAACAAAAUCCGAGCGAUGCAUCGAGCAAGCAAUUCAAGACUCCUCGCCAGCGCGAAGUCGACACGAAGCCGAAGCGCAGGAAAAUUGGCACUGGCGUCAAGAGCCACAAGCUGGACAAGGAUGCGAAAAAGGGGAACAAGACUCUGACGCAGAUGGACUAUGUGCGACGCUAUCUGAAGAUAGAGCCAGACGAUGAGGUGAAGUUGGAAUAUACUUAUACCACUCCGAAAAAGAGCGAUAGGAAGCAGGCAAAUCGGCACGUUUCUGAUACUUUCGCCUUGCAACCUGACCACUUCUCUGAUCAAGAGGCCUCAAGCGGUGGCAAGAAACGGAAACUGAGCAUGACGGCUGAUACAAAGGUUAAGCUGGACACCGAGGAGCCCUUGGACCCGGGAUCUGUGACCCCCCGAGCAAAGCGGGAGCGUGAGAUACCGUCAUCCCAGUCUCCUCAAAGCUCGAGUCUCGCAGUCAUCACAUCGUCACAAUUCCGUACCGCCACACGUACUCCGCAAAAGCACGAUGCGGACGACAUUCCAGGUCGGUGUAUCAAGCAGGAGUCCCCUUUUCUACGACGGAUCAAGGGGGAAGCAUCUCAGAGUCCGAUGCGUGAAAUUCCAGAUUCUAAUGAAACCCUUCCCUCUACCGUGGUUCCAGACUCUCCGUUACCGUGCAAUACUGUAUGUGAGGGAACAGGGAUUGCGCAGUUAUCUGAACACUUGAAGUCGGAAAAGCAUGAUGAGCCGCAUGCAAUUAGUGAACAUGUCCCAACUACGCAGAGAACUGUGGUAUAUGAGACAGAUGCGGAGACAGAUACGGACACAGACUACGGCGAUCUGGAAACUGAUUUGCCGAAUCCCAUGGAGACACUUCGAAAAAGAAGAGUACCGCAUUAUGAUCCCGGUGCAGUCAAUCUCGAGCAUGAGGAUGCCUCGGAAGAGAGUUCCCAAGCUCUUCCUCCGGUCACUGCUCCUGAGAUGGAAGAGGAGUUAGAGCAGCCGCUUCUGGAUGACAACCCUACUUCGGAUGCAUCAAUAUACUACCAGAGGAUACAGCCAGCGACUCAAUUUCCUCUCGGACCAGUGCCAAACCUAAAUACUCAAAGACUAGCGGAACUCUUCCCGGACGACCUCAACGAUGAAAGCAUUGCUACUAUGUCAUUGACAGAGUCAUCUUCCAGAACGCCCAAACGCAUGAGUAAUGCAUCUGAUACCAACGGGCUGGAUCAUGAUCCGCACAAAUCCACAGAGAUUGUUCCAGAAUCUUCGCCCAUUGUCCGACAGGACGAUGGCGGAAGGGCCAGCUUUCGGACACCUGCCCAGCGUCUUGCUUCCCGUGAUAUAGUGCAGGUCGAGUCAUCUCAGCCAGCAGACAGGCAUCGAACUCGGUCCCAGGGUCAAGAUGAUUCAGGCCCUCGGGGUAUAUUCAGGAAGAGUGACCUACUUACAUCAAGCGUGAUGGAAAGCAUUCCCAUGCCGAUGUUUUUACUGGACAGCCAGGACAGUAUUGGUGAGCCUUACAGCUCACAGCAGGGAUCGUAACUCUUGACGAAUGCAAUUCCAAGACAGAGAUAUUAUAUAUAAUGCUAUGAAUAUAUGAAUGACGAGC
Molecule: messenger RNA, 2148 nt
Organism: Aspergillus homomorphus CBS 101889
Lineage: Eukaryota; Fungi; Ascomycota; Eurotiomycetes; Eurotiales; Aspergillaceae
Exons: 1
Coding region: 141-2081 (646 amino acids)
Source: RefSeq, a predicted model, not a curated record